UUACUUUUCCUUAACACAGGGAUACCGUCUCCAUCAGUCAGUCCUAUUGAAGCCUGUUGAACGACGGGCAAAUUAAAGUCAAGCGUUAACGGUGUCGGCGCCAUGUGCAGCUGCACCGGCAGAUCACCAGGUUCAGAGUUCACCUUUGUUCAACUCGGUUCCCCCCGGUCAGAAGAUGUUCUUCUCUGACCUAACGGAAACCCUGCUGCACUUUUUGGACGCGGAGUUAUUGGAAGUUAUUAUUCCUUCACGUUUCAUCACUACAUUAAAACACUGUCAUGCUCUGCUGACAGUUUGUGCUUAGUGACAAGUAUUUCCAGACGACUGUAGGAUGAUGUUUGAAGAUCUUCUUCAGUCCUCCGCUUCAUUCUACCUGUUCGGGGCCAUUGUGGGCUUACUGGUCCUUCGCCUUCUUUACUCCAGCGUCAGCUGCCAAGAAACUCGCAGGGAGCCUCCAGGACCUAAACCUCUUCCCCUGCUUGGUAACUUGCUUCAAGUGGAUCUCAAGAGACUGGACAGCUCUCUUUUUGAUCUGUACAGAAAAUAUGGACCAGUGUUCACAGUGUACUUUGGAUUUAAGAAGGUGGUGGUCCUGGCCGGGUACAGGACAGUCAAACAGGCUCUGGUCAACCAUGCUGAGGAGUUUGGAGACAGAGAGGUCACUCCAAUAUUCUAUGAUUUCAACAAAGGACACGGCAUUCUGUUUUCCAAUGGCGACUCGUGGAAAGAAAUGAGGCGUUUUGCUCUGACUACCCUCAGAGAUUUUGGAAUGGGCAAGAGGAUCAGUGAAGGAAAAAUCAUUGAGGAAUGUCACUACCUGGCUGAAGAAUUUGAACAACAUCAAGGUAAAGCCUUUAACAACACCCAGACAAUUAAUUAUGCAGCUUCCAAUAUUGUAGCAGCUCUCAUGUUUGGGACGAGGUUUGAAUACAAAGACCCUGAACUCAAAGCUUUGCUGGAAAGAGACCACGACACCAUUCGUCUGACGGGAUCAGCUUCCAUCCUGAUAUACAACAUGUUUCCUUGGCUGGGCCCUUUUCUUAAAAACUGGAGGGAUUUGAUGAAGAAUGUGAAAGACAGUAAGGAGGACACGAGAGGAAUGAUAGCAGAUCUGAAGGAGACUCUGAACCCUGAGAUGUGCAGAUGCUUUGUUGAUGCAUUUCUGACCCGUAAACAAAAUCUGGAGGAGUCUGGGAUUUCCUCACAUUACCAUGAUGACAACCUCCUCUACAGCGUGGCAAAUUUGUUUGCAGCUGGGACAGAUACAACAGGCAGUACACUUCAAUGGUGUCUGCUUUUCAUGGCCAAGUACCCUCAUAUUCAAGACCAAGUCCAGGAGGAGCUGAGCAGGGUGGUUGGAAGCCGUCAGGUCCGAGUAGAGGACAGGAAGAACUUGCCGUACACCGACGCUGUCAUCCAUGAGUCACAGAGACUGGCCAACAUCGUCCCCAUGUCUAUCCCUCACAAAACCAGCCGAGACGUCACCUUCCAGGGCUACUUUAUCAAAGAGGGAACCAUUGUAAUUCCUCUUCUUACUUCUGUCCUUUAUGAUGAGAGUGAGUGGGAGAGCCCAUACACUUUCAACCCGUCCCACUUCCUGGAUAAAGAGGGUAAAUUUAUCAAGAGAGAUGCCUUCAUGCCCUUUUCUGCAGGUCGCAGAGCGUGUCUUGGAGAGAGUCUGGCCAGAAUGGAGCUCUUUCUUUUCUUCACCUCCCUCCUUCAGCGUUUUCGUUUUACUCCUCCACCAGGAGUCACAGUGGAAGAACUGGAUCUGAGACCAGUUGUGGGUUUCACCCUCACUCCUUCGCCUCAUGAGCUUUGUGCUGUCAUCCGCCAGUGAGGAACGCAGCUGGAACGCUGUGAUUAUUGUGUUAACAGGAACUGCCACCGUGCUGAUUGUGUGUGAUGCGGGACAGGACAUUAUGUGCAAAUUUUAUGUAGAGCUUGCUUUAACAGGAGUGAAUGGGAGAGCCAGACAGCAACUGGGUAUAAUUGAAAUGCACACUGAUGGUAUCAAGCAAGAGCAGAUUUAAAUUCCCUAAGUGAGCUUAGGUAGCAGGAAAACAUCUACCUUUAUUUCAGGGUUUCUCCUAUAAAAUGAAAAGAAUACAUCUGUGACACAGGGGCCUGAAAAUAUUUCUCAGAAGAAAAGUGUUACUGUGGCUCAGCUUCCCCCAGUUGAGCCAUCUGGGGGUAAAUUGACCAUCUUACUUUUUCGAAGUUUAAACCUGAGCCUCAUUUUGUUCAUGAACACUUUCACAGCUUUGAACUUGUGAGGGCAAACCACCAGUUUCAAGACCACCGAACAGUAAAAAAAAUCAAUCAAUCAAUCAAUCUUCAAUAUUACAUUCAUCAAGGUUACAGGGUCUCUCCUUGCAGUUCCUCCAGCCUUUGGAGGUUGAGGUAGCUUCUUCAGGACAUUGCUCAGUGGGAAAGGUGCCUCAUCAUUUUCUCUGAAUGCAAAGGUGGGUUUCUCGCUGCCAGUGAUUCCCUGGAUUCUUUUAACAAAUCUUGAUGAUGAUGAAAAUGAUGAAGUGGUCUUCAUAUCUAACCCUAAAUGAGGCCCACUUGCUUCUUUCCUUUUUCUGCCAAUACCUGGUUUGAUGUCUGGACUGUCAUAACUUGUCAACAUUAUACAUCUAAUUGUGAGUGAGUGUUUACUCCCAACAUAUGGAUGCAUUCAUGUAAUUAUGUUUUUUUGCAUACUACUGGUACACAGCACAGCUUUGUCUCUAUCUCAGGAUAAAAUGGUAAAACUUGUUUCUGCCUGCAGCUGGUAGGACAGUCCUGAGCUAUGGAGACCAGAUGCCUAAAAUAUGUGAAGCAGACUGGUUCUACAGCUGAUACCACAGUGAGCAGUGCAGGAAAGUUAGACAAAACAUAGCUUGCUUUUUUGUAUAUUAUCGAAGCAGGCGUAUACUGCCUGCUUCGAAACCUGACCACUCUCUUUUUGAUGUGAGAAUCGUCUUGUUUACCUGAACCAAUGUGAUUCCUUCCAUUGCUUAAUUUCCUACCUAACACUGUGAGUCUUAUGUUUACUUGCGUGGAUAUGUUUAGCUUUCCAGAAAAUAUGGACCAGUGUUAACAGUCUGCUUUGGACUUGAGGACGAGUUUGUCUCUCUGUCAAUCCCUCAUUCAGUGAUUUCAUCAAAGGACAUGUGUUCUAUACUUUCUGAGCUCUCUGGAGGUUCAUGAUGUGGCCGGUUGUCCACGCAAACGUGUUUAAAAAAACAAGUAUAUGUCCAUAGAAAGCCAAAUGGGUGUCAUACAAGCGCCGUCAGGUCUUAAUUAAAUUCCCAGUGUACUCUGAAGUUCAUAUGUGUUUCAUGACAAUGAUCAUUGGUUUGAUCACUGGUUAUGUUGAGAAUGCCAUUGACCUGUAAUGAAAGCCUGUCUGUCAAAUAUGUUAAUGUGCAUAACUCUGACUGCAAAGAAACUGGGAUGUAUGACUCCAGAUGUCCAGCAGGGGGCUCUCCCUCCCCAGUUCAGAUUCAAAUUCUGAUCCAAGCAAAAGCAAUUUAUGGUUAACUUGGUAACUCUGUGUGUAAAAUCCAUGCAUCUCCACCUCCUCUUUACUCCCUUCACACUGAUCCAAGGCUGUGUGGGCGGGCAUAGAAACCUAUGUAGCAUAUUGCUGCAGGUGACAGGUGACUUGGCAGCAAUUCAUGAGUGAUGAAACACCUGUGGUGCUGAAACAGAUGAAGCUGUGUGUCUGAAAGGACCAUUUGAGCUGCUACAGCGCUUCUCCCACAAAGCACAGUCAGCAUCAGAACAAAUGUCUCUUAGUGAAGAUUUCAAUUAUAUGUAUAUGUAUCCCUCCAUCACAUACCUCUCUCUCUCACACACAGGGAGCCAUAAAGAGAGAGAGAGAGGGAGAGGAUGGGGCUAUUAGCUUAUUGUUCCCCUUGGCAGCUUUGGCCCUCGGACAAAGGAGCCUCCAGGACCCAGGCCCCUGCCUCUGCUUGGCAAUUUGCUACAGCUGGAUCCUAAGACACCUUACAGAACACUGUAUGAGCUCUCCAAGAAGCAUGG
Molecule: messenger RNA, 4032 nt
Organism: Toxotes jaculatrix (banded archerfish)
Lineage: Eukaryota; Metazoa; Chordata; Actinopteri; Toxotidae
Product: cytochrome P450 2K1-like
Exons: 11
Coding region: 332-1840 (502 amino acids)
Biological process (GO): xenobiotic metabolic process
Cellular component (GO): intracellular membrane-bounded organelle; cytoplasm
Molecular function (GO): iron ion binding; heme binding; oxidoreductase activity, acting on paired donors, with incorporation or reduction of molecular oxygen, reduced flavin or flavoprotein as one donor, and incorporation of one atom of oxygen
Source: RefSeq, a predicted model, not a curated record